ACGAGCACGUCGUCACGAAUCAUGACCAGCACGUCCCCGACUCCCCCUGACCUCUCCACCCUUUCAAUCUCCCCGCAGGCACAAAGUCUUCACGACAACCCUUACGACUACAAUGCCCUCCAGUCAGGCCAGAACCAGAGACAGCAGCCCUUCCACUUCUCCACGAGCCCAGCCAUCCCUGGUCAGAUGCCAUACAACCCGCUCGGCCUGGGUCAGUCCCCGCUCAAGAAUAAGCCGACUGCGCGGGCGGGUCUACCCGCGCAAUGGAUUGACAGCCAGGUCUUGAACGACUCGCGCUCCAUGUCGCCUCCAAGCAAUUCGGACAUCUCUUCGGGUGGUUCGCCGCCGCUCCACCAGAUGCAGGUUCCCAUGCAACAGCAGCAGCAGGCACUGCCCACGGGCAAUCCCGAGGACGAGAUCAUACCCACCGCAAUUGUCAUCAAAAACAUCCCGUUCAACGUUAAAAGGGAAACUUUACUGGACAUCAUUGCGUCGCUUUCGAUUCCGACGCCUUAUGCAUUUAAUUAUCAUCUAGAUGCCCAAGGCGCGUUCCGUGGGCUCGCAUUUGCUAACUUCCGCCAGCCGCAGGAUGCCGAUGCAGUCGUUGCUGCACUCAAUGGCUUCGACGUCCAGGGUCGGAAGCUUCGUGUUGAGUACAAGAAGGUCCUCCAGGCUGGUGAGAAGGAGCGCAUCGAGCGUGAAAAGGCACUUCGCCGCAUGCGUUCCAUGCAGCUUGAGAAGGAACAACAAGCUAUGCAGCAACAGCAGGUUCCUUCACUCAACGAUUUUGGAGCGGUUGGCGGCGGAAUGUACGGCACUCCGCGUUCGGUCUCUAGUCCGUAUACGAACCCGUAUCAGCACCAAGAGAACAACUCGCCGCCUAUGCCGGUUCCGCAACCGUAUGGAGUCGGAUCGCCGGUCGCGCCCCCGCCUCCAACAACUCCAUCAACUAGAGGUUCUUCUAAUGAGCUUGACCUUAAUGACGCUUCUACGCUGGAGAUCUACUCCCGCAUUCUUUUGUUUAAGGAUGACCCAAUGCGUGAUGAGCUAGCGUUUUCAAGGACGCUCAGCCCAAAGCAGCGUCGCGUCGUGCAUCUGGUAGCACAAAAGCUAGGUGUCUUUCAUUACUCCGUCGGGGAAGGCGAGGAGCGCUAUGCGGUUGUUACGAGGAUUGAUCCGGAAAGGGUCAAUCACAACAUGCAGGCGGAGCCGCGACGUACCCUUUCGCGUGCGCCGUCUACAUACAACAUGACGGCACCGCAAGUGUCGGCGAGCUCGCUGCGCUCGAAGAAGUCCAUGCCUGACAUGAAGACGCUGCACACUCAGGCACCAAGGCUGCAUUCCCGUGCGUCGAAUGGAAACCUUGGCGAAAGGUAUAACACUAUUGCUUCGCCUUCUCGGCGUUCACCAGGCAGCACCUUCGGUUCGAUCUUCGGGAACAGUGCUUUCUCGAGUUCUGGUGUUCCCCCGGUUCCGAGUCUCCCUAGCACUCUGUCUACGCCGUUGAACUUGAACGGUAACGGGACGAUCCGUGAGAAUGAGGUGUCGAGCAGUAAUGUCGUACGCCAGCCGCGUGGUCCAUCGGCUGGAAGCGGAUUUAUGAGUCGUCGCGACCGCAUAUCGGCGAGCGAGAGCGCAACUCAAGGCUUGGAGGCGCGCUCUCACGAGCCGCUUGAAAUCUAGUGAAAUUCGAUAUGAAGGUCAAAGUCCAAUCGGUAUAAUGGUAACGUAACUAUUCUUGACACGGGCUUCGUGCUGCGGAAAAGAUAUAGGUGGAGGGGAGGUUACUGGCUGACCUUCACAUCCCGCUCAUAAUAAUUGAACCUUUCGGCAACGUCAAACAUAGUUUGUUCACCUAAAUCUCUCGCAAAUUAUUCUUGGAUGCUCCGAUGCCCGUAUAUUGCCGGCCCGCUCUCAUCAUCGUCCCUUGUCCCAUGUUUUUCUCUCGUCCAUCUUCUCAUCUUUUCUCAUCCGUCGUAUAUUUUCUCACCAGGAAGCAGUUAUUACAUAUAGUGCCCACCGUUUUACAACAUGCGCAAGAAAACAGUUAUGAAUUUGUGACUUUAUGGCCAUCUUCACAUUUUUGCCCCCUUGUACCUUACUUGACAAGAUUUAAGUCCAGUUGAUAUUAGUUGACC
Molecule: messenger RNA, 2138 nt
Organism: Fomitiporia mediterranea MF3/22
Lineage: Eukaryota; Fungi; Basidiomycota; Agaricomycetes; Hymenochaetales; Hymenochaetaceae
Exons: 4
Coding region: 22-1683 (553 amino acids)
Cellular component (GO): cytoplasm; nucleus
Molecular function (GO): mRNA binding
Source: RefSeq, a predicted model, not a curated record